AUGGCAAGCCUUCGAGAAGCCAGAUUGGUGGGUCGGUUGCUCAAAUUAUCUUUCAUGAUACCCAUCCGUCCGUCUCCACCACAGCGACCACAGUGGGUUCGAAACUCUAUCAAUCUUCCUUCCAAACGUUCAAUCCGUACACAGCCCACCCUCAAAGCUCAAGAAGCUCUUGCGGAAGUCGAAGAAGAAAUCUUACCACCUUCAGACUCAUCCAAUCCUGCCCUCUCAUUCCCCUGCCUUGAUGCUCAGGAAGCUAAAACAGCGAAAUUAUCCAAUCGAUCCCUUGAUUCUGGACCUGAACCUUCGUAUACGACGGGAAAGCAUUUUCGAUAUCAUUCUCAGGAGCCGCUCUUACUAGAUUGGGGAGGAGUACUACCAGAAUUUGAUAUUGCCUACGAGACGUGGGGAGUUCUGAAUACGGAUCGGAGCAAUGCUAUUUUGCUCCACACCGGACUGUCAGCAUCUAGUCAUGCUCAUAGUACGGAUCUGAACCCUAAACCCGGUUGGUGGGAGAAAUUCAUUGGGCCCGGACGUCCUCUUGACACCAAUAAAUAUCACGUUAUUUGCACAAAUGUUAUCGGCGGCUGCUACGGCUCAACAGGUCCGUCAUCCAUUGAUCCUUCAGAUGGUCAGCGCUACGCGACUCGAUUCCCCAUCUUGACAAUGCAGGAUAUGGUCAGAGCGCAAUUCAGAUUGGUGGAUGGGCUUGGCAUACAAAAGCUAUAUGCAAGUGUUGGAGCUAGUAUGGGAGGAAUGCAAUCGUUAGCUGCCGGAACACUCUUUCCUGAUCGGGUGGGAAAGAUUGUCUCGAUAUCUGGGUGCGCACGAAGUCAUCCUUACAGCAUAGCCAUGAGACAUACACAGCGGCAGGUGUUGAUGAUGGAUCCGAAUUGGAAUCGUGGUUUUUAUUAUGAUCCAGGCCGGAUACCACCUCAUAGUGGUAUGAAAUUGGCAAGGGAGAUCGCAACUGUUACCUACAGAAGUGGACCAGAAUGGGAGAAUCGAUUUGGCAGACAACGAGCUGAUCCAUCCAAACAGCCAGCACUGUGUCCUGACUUCUUGAUCGAGACAUAUCUGGACCAUGCUGGAGAGAAGUUUUCAUUGGAGUACGAUCCUAAUAGUUUGCUCUAUGUAUCAAAAGCGAUGGACCUGUUUGACCUUGGCAGUAAGAAUGCUGUCAGCACUAUGCAACGUCGGAAGGAGAAUGCAGCGAAACUUUCUGGGAGCGGGGCAGUGAAAGAUCAGCGUGACCUUUCCUGCAGCCUUACACUACCGGACGAAAAGUACGAAGAACAAGUUCAGUCUCCACCACUGGAUCAAAAGGUCGAAAAUAACACUUUGGGACCUCCACAAGAUCUGGUUGACGGUCUGGCCGGGCUAAAGAAUCAUUCUACAUUGGUCAUGGGCGUCGCAAGUGAUAUCCUCUUUCCAGCAUGGCAGCAAAAAGAGAUCGCGGAGACUUUGCGAUCAGCCGGUAACCAACAGGUCAAACAUGUUGAGUUGGGGGAAGACAUUAGCUUAUUCGGCCAUGACACGUUCUUGCUUGAUCUCGAGCAUAUUGGUGGCAAUCUUGGCAGGUUUCUUGAUUGA
This is a messenger RNA of Endocarpon pusillum Z07020, 1590 nucleotides long. RefSeq lists its product as uncharacterized. Gene Ontology annotation, molecular function: L-serine O-acetyltransferase activity; homoserine O-acetyltransferase activity. Lineage: Eukaryota; Fungi; Ascomycota; Eurotiomycetes; Verrucariales; Verrucariaceae. Gene Ontology annotation, biological process: L-homoserine metabolic process. The transcript has a single exon. The record is from RefSeq and is a predicted model, not a curated record. The coding region runs from base 1 to 1590 and encodes 529 amino acids.